Messenger RNA from Meloidogyne enterolobii, 189 nucleotides. The record is from the annotation of a GenBank genome assembly. Lineage: Eukaryota; Metazoa; Nematoda; Chromadorea; Rhabditida; Meloidogynidae.
AUGCUUUUAAUGUUUGCCCUACUUGCAUCAGCAAAAAAUUAUGCCGGGCACCCAAUAGAAUGUUUUGUGCCAGCCUAUUUUACGCGUGCUAUGGAACAGUACAGCGAAAAUUAUUGUUAUGUUCAAAAUACUUAUUGGGUACCGUUUCAGGAACAUAUCCCUCACAGGCUUGAUGAACGAGAAAAGUAA